Abrus precatorius (Indian licorice) is the source of this 999-nucleotide messenger RNA. RefSeq names its product proline--tRNA ligase, chloroplastic/mitochondrial-like. Gene Ontology annotation, biological process: prolyl-tRNA aminoacylation. The record is from RefSeq and is a predicted model, not a curated record. Bases 1 to 765 code for a protein of 254 amino acids. The transcript has 7 exons. Gene Ontology annotation, molecular function: proline-tRNA ligase activity; ATP binding. NCBI's taxonomy places the organism in Eukaryota, Viridiplantae, Streptophyta, Magnoliopsida, Fabales, Fabaceae. Gene Ontology annotation, cellular component: chloroplast stroma; mitochondrion; aminoacyl-tRNA synthetase multienzyme complex.
AUGGGCCUUUCACCUGAGCAAGGUGUUCAAGUUUCAGGGAACGUGUCUCUUCUUAAGGAGACAGUGGGAAAUUAUCAAGUAGAAACCACUCUCCCUGCUAGUUUGGAAGUUGAAACUUUUGUUGUUGUUUUUGCUGCAGUUUUGGCCUAUAGAGUGGCGACUAAGAAGGAAGAAAACUUGCCACAAGUACCCAUUUGGAAGAAGGAUGACGAAAAAGUGGCAAGUCUAAAUGCUGCAACGUCGGUAAAAGAAGUUCUUCAAAGAUCUGGGAGUAAAGUUAAACUUGAUGACUCAGAUCAAAGAACCCCUGGAGGGAAAUUCAAUUUCUGGGAAAUGAAGGGAGUUCUUAGAAUCGAAAUUGGUCCUCGUGAUGUGUCUAGUGGUAGUGUGGUGAUAUCCAUGAGAGAUAUCCCUGGGAAGCAAGGGAAAGUGUUUGGAAUCUCUAUGGACCCUUCAAAUUUGGAGGCUUAUGUUAAAGACAAGUUGAAUGUGAUACAGUCGAUCUUCUCUUUUGGAAAGGGCAAUGCAUUUCGGGACAGUAAUAUUGUAGAUGUGAGCACAUACGAUGAUCUUAAAGUUGCAAUAUCACUAGGCAAAUGGGCCAGGGGCCCUUGGUCUACAAGUCAUGAAGAUGAGUUAAAAGUAAAAGAGCAAACUGGAGCAACUAUUAGGUGUUUUCCUUUUGAACAGCCGCCAAGGAUUAAAAGAUGCUUGAUGACUGGAGAUCCUGCUGAAGAAGUGGCUAUUUUUGCCAAAUCUUACUAACACUGCUAGCUUGUUUAUUCUUUGAAAUCCCAAAUAAUAUGACCUGCAAGCGGGUACUUGUACUUAAUUUUUGUUUAAAUUUUUACUCGCUUUUUUGAAAAGUCAAUUUCUUGUUAUAACUUAGGCAAGUCAGUUAAGAAAACCACAUAAUAUAUUGAUUCAGUCCUUCAAUUUGUUGUCUGUUGUCUUUGUUUAGAAAGAUAAUUGAGUUGAUACUGUGCUGGGUAGAAUUUG